UUAUUUGGCAUAUGGAAUUUGGAAGACCCACUUAAAUACAUCGAUUUGAGUUGCAACAUUUUGUUUUUUCAUCUCUCAGAUCCACCAGGUUGGGGAACGCAUUUGAGAUAAGUAUUUUAGAAUCAUUUGGAAAGCAUUGGAAUAGAAUGAUCCAUUUACAUCAAAUUGCAGGAUCAUUCUGCAAUUGAGACAUUGAAUGAUCUUCUUCGGCAGAAUUUUAUGAAAUGAUGCUACUUCUGUUUUCUUUUUCUUUCUGAUUAAAAUUUCUCAGAAAUAUAUCCUGAAUUAUACAGAAGUAAUUCAGUGAUAUAUUUCUCUAUAUAUGGGAUUGAAAAGUACUUAUUCUUGUAUUUUAGGUAGCAUAUUUUCCAUGGAUUCCAUGAAAGGACAAGGAGGCAUCCAGAUGCUGCUGACUGCAGAGCAGGAGGCCCGACAGAUUAUUUCCAAUGCUAAAAACUUAAAGUUGACGAGGUUGAAACAAGCUAAAGAAGAAGCUGAGAGGGAAGUGAAACUCUACCACUCCAAUAUGGAAGCUGCCCACCAGAAGAAAAUUUCUGAGACAAGUGGGAGCAGUGGGUCAAAUGUAAAACGGCUUGAUGAGGAAACUGCAAUGAGGAUUCAAAGCUUGAAAGAGUCUGCUUCUAGGGUUUCAUCAGAUGUUGUUGCCAUGCUCAUCAAGCAUGUCACAACGGUGAAAGCUUGAUAUGUGGUGGUCAGUACAACUACUUCAUCAGUUACAUCGAUUAAAGCUCGACCUACUUUAGGUCUAGGGCUUCUACUUUUAUGGUGUUUUCUAAAUUUGUAGAAACCCCGAGUUCCAUUUGGAUCAGGGA
Molecule: messenger RNA, 833 nt
Organism: Vitis vinifera (wine grape)
Lineage: Eukaryota; Viridiplantae; Streptophyta; Magnoliopsida; Vitales; Vitaceae
Product: V-type proton ATPase subunit G 1
Exons: 3
Coding region: 323-703 (126 amino acids)
Biological process (GO): proton transmembrane transport
Cellular component (GO): vacuolar proton-transporting V-type ATPase complex
Molecular function (GO): proton-transporting ATPase activity, rotational mechanism
Source: RefSeq, a predicted model, not a curated record